Aspergillus niger is the source of this 750-nucleotide messenger RNA. RefSeq lists its product as uncharacterized. The transcript is spliced from 6 exons. NCBI's taxonomy places the organism in Eukaryota, Fungi, Ascomycota, Eurotiomycetes, Eurotiales, Aspergillaceae. The record is from RefSeq and is a predicted model, not a curated record. The annotation marks the transcript as partial. Gene Ontology annotation, molecular function: dipeptidase activity.
AUGUUAGAACAGGGCGCAUAUAGUGAUGUAGAUGCAUGUCUGAUGGUCCAUCCCAUGCCAAUUGCAUCUGGUUUCCUGGCAAUUGAUGAGGUACGUGUAACCUUUAUCGGUAAGCCUGCCCAUGCGGCAGCGGCUCCCUGGGAGGUCCAUGGAAUCAUUGUCAGUGGAGGAGACCGGGCUAACAUCAUCCCGAUGUCCGCCAUGGAAUAUGCCAUGCGCUCUCCUACAUCUGAAAGCCUGAAUGUCCUCAAAAGGAAGCUCACAUACUGCUUGGAGGCUGCUGCGACAGCAACUGGCUGUGAACUAGAGCUUACAUGGGGAGUUGGCUAUGCGGACUUGAAGCACAACCCGACCAUUUGUAGAAGCUAUGUCAGUGCUCUGAAAGCGAUGGCACAUCAUGCAGUUUUCGACGGUUCGUAUAUCGAGGGAGUCUUGAAUGGCGGCUCCACCGACAUGGGGAAUGUUUCUCAUGCCGUGCCUGGCUUCCAUGCUAUGUUCGCUAUUCCAACUGAGGGAGUGAAUCAUACACCUCAGUUCACUGCAGGUGCUGGGUCGGCAGAGGCAUUUAAACGGAGCCUUGCAUGUGCGGCAGGAAUGGCUGUCACCGCUUGUCAAAUCUUGGUCGACGAUACUUUUGCCGCCCAGGUCAGGAGCGACUUCGACUCGGGUUGGUGUCUUUCACGCUUCGAUCCAUUUUCUCUUGAUUCGCAUGCCAAGUUGUACGAUCUAGAGGAAUAUGGGGCGUUUUGA